Bombus impatiens (common eastern bumble bee) is the source of this 8740-nucleotide messenger RNA. It is a transcript of the gene Fas3, whose product is annotated as fasciclin-3. NCBI's taxonomy places the organism in Eukaryota, Metazoa, Arthropoda, Insecta, Hymenoptera, Apidae. The transcript is spliced from 9 exons. The coding region runs from base 231 to 1688 and encodes 485 amino acids. The record is from RefSeq and is a predicted model, not a curated record.
GUCUUCGCGCGCCGAGCUAUCUGGUUGGCACUCACGUCGAGUCGGGCACUUACAUUCGAAUUGACGUCGCACGUCUCUCGUUCUUGCCUCGUUUUAUCCUCGUGAUUCACACUGACCGCGCUCGCGCCAGUUUCGUCGCUGAGUUUUGUGCACCGUCCGGUUGGAACGCGCCGUUUAAAUCACCGACAGUUCGUUUUCUCAAAGGAAGUUAGACAGUGCUUUUUUUUGUGAUGUGCAUGGAAUUGACGAGCCACUUCAAGAUGACGAUCGUCUGGGUCUGCCUCAUCGGCCUGUUGUGUUCUACGGCUGUUAAAGCAUCGAAACCGAACCUAGUCGUGGACAUCGAGCCAAAACAUCAGACUGCCGUGCGACUGGGCGAAAGUUUGCAAAUUUUGUGCAGAGUGGGUAGACCACUACGGGUAUGCCGUGUUGAAAUACCUGGCGAAGAAGGUGGAAUGGUGUUAUCUAAGGGACAACCGUCUGAAGAUGGUAUCGAGUAUUACGGAGAAGGCACGGAGGCCGGCCAAUGCGGCGUUCACAUUGCCAAGAUCAAGGAAAGUCACGAUGGAAUUUUCAAGUGCACCCUGACAACUACCGAACGUCGAGCGGAGGCACAGGCAUCUACGAGAAUUAUCGUAGCCAAACCGCCGAAUAAUCCAGAGCUUCACGCUAGUCCUGGAUCCGAUGGAAGAAAUAUAUAUAGAAAAGGAGAAAAAUUGGAAGUGAGUUGCAGCGCACCAGCCGGACGACCAGCGGCCAAUGUUUCUUUGUUCCUUGACGACGAACCUAUUGGCAACGAAGAAAGACCUACGAUUUACGACUCGAACCUGGACGAUAACUCACUGGCCGUGCAAAAUGCAUCGCGUAGCUUGGAUUGGACGGACAAUGGAAAAAUCCUUCGAUGCGUUGCCAGCCACAUUGCACUCGACCGGCCUAAGGAAACUACUAUGCAACUGCAAGUUUUCUAUCCUCCUCAACCGCAACCAACCAUCGAGCGUUUUGGAUACGUAGUUGGACGCCAGGGUAUCGUGAACGUGACCGUUUACGCAAACCCUAGGCCGCAUUUCAAAUGGCGAGUGAACAAUGAAAUAAUCACCGAGGGUAACCCAGACGAAAGCAAUCGACUCGAAACCUCGACCGCUGUGGAUCUGGGAAGAGGAGCGUGGAGCGUGAUCCUGACGAUCGACAGCGUGCAAAAAUCCGACACGGAGAAGGACUAUAUCCUGGAAGCCCGUAACGACGAAGGGGCUUACGAAUAUCGUAUCAUUUUGUCGACAGCCACAGAACCCGCAGGGCCGUUCGGUCACUUCUAUGGUAAGCUCUCCGAACACAUGCACGCACUAGGCGUCGAUUUAGAUGCCGGUUCUAUCAUCGCCAUCGUUGUUGGAGCCCUGGUGCUACUUCUCACCGUUUUCAUAAUAAUUUUUGCCCGUGCGACCGGACGCUGGUGCUUCGCAGCGAGGCGUCGGGGCGACGAGGAAGCUGCGAGCGGUGUCGGCGCCGGAAGCGAGGCGCACAUCACCCCCGGGGACGAAGAUGAAGAGGAUCACGAGGACCCGCGUAUCAUCGAUGAAAAAAUACCGCAGGGUGGCCAGGAGAAUCCAAUACACGCGAGCACGGAAUACGUGAACGGCCGCACGGACAUCAAGGAGCCGAAAAAGGACGAGAAGACGGACACGCCUGUUUAAAGACCGAUCAUCCGUUUGACGGUCCAUUCAACGGUCGUUCCUUCUUCUGCGGCGGAAAUAACCUGCCACCCCUCGUUUCGGUUCGAUAACCCUUUGCAAAUCGAUCUCCAGUCACGUGAAAAAUAACAUCUUUGGGAUAUAUCUUGUUGCACGAUACUCGAUGCGUUUAGGUCGAGGUAAUUGGAUCGAGUCAUCCUAGGGUCAGAUCGAUAUUUAUUAUCGGCUGAAAUUAUGCAGAUUAUCGAGGAUCGCGGAGGCGGUCAUUAAAGUAUACGAUAAUUUAUGAUAUUACGAGUUUAAUAGUCGAUCGAUAGCUUUUAUUUCAAAGAAACUAAAAUCUCUUGAUUGAUGUCAAUUCGAUCCAACGUAUCUUGGGAACAAGAACACGCUAUGUUUUUCAGUUGUUCUGAAACUGCUUAUUAAAUGACACAGUAACUUCGGAUUAAAUUCACAGAAACUGCAAACAUACGCGGAAAGUGCAAAGGGUUUGAAAUUGACAGCAGAGAGGUACACCUGUCGUGUUUUCGUCCAAAAGUACGUACACGUGUUCCUCCCUGUCUGGUCAUACGCGAAUCUCAUUUUAGUUUAUCGAAACGAACUGCUUUCUUUUUUUUUUCGCACGAUUAUUGCGUAUUUAUUUUACGUGACGUAGUAUUAUUAUUUCGUCGGAGAAACUCCGUUCGCGUGGCAGAGUAUAAAAAAGAGAAUUUCACGUUAGAUCUGAUCCACUUUUCCGUUCGCUUUUUCACUUUUCUACGAUUUCCGUCUCUUCGAUGGCAGCUCUGUUCGUAGCCGGAAAAACGACCGUGCGCGAAUCGCGAUCAACCACGAUUCUCCGCUCGUCAACGAUCGGGAACGAUCCCUCGAUGCCUCGAUACGCAAUCGCGAAAGCGAACAUUCGGUAUCCUCAGUCGCCGUGUAUCUUUUGUAAAUAGGAUUUCGCGACGCGAUCCACCGUCGUCCAAUUGGCGGUUUUUACGCCGCUUUUUCUUUCUCCUCGACAACACACACAUUCACACACACGUCACAUUGAGAAAAAUUCGCUUCGAUCGAGUUACUCACACGUUACUACUUGUACAACCACACACGUCGUCGUACGAUCGUCAGCUUUUCGAGGAUCGAUUUUUCAACGAAGCGGAAGAAAGACGAAGCAAGGGAUUAUGGUAACAGGAAUCUCAAAUGUUUAUCUUAAGAAUUUACUUGAAAGAAAGAAUUGAUUCGUUCGUUCUGUAUCCUCGAGAAGUUGAAAGAUCGAAGUAUCGCUAAGGUAUCAUUGUUAGGUAACACGCGUUUGCGAGCUGUCCUCAGAUUAUACCACUCUAUUCUAAGUAAAAUCUUCGUAAUCGAGUUUCCCGCGUGAGAGGAGGAGAACGCCGAUAUCCGGAGAUCUGAGCUUGAGAAAGCAAGAGAGAGAAAGAGAGCUGUGUCUUUGCGGUUUGUCGUCUCGCUCUGACGCGAACGAAACCUAUCGUAUACUUGAACGCGAUGUCUAGCAAUUAUUGAAACAAAGUGAUUAAGCGUAUGAAGAAAAAAAAAAGACACGGAGAGGACGAGUCGAGUUCUCCGAGUAGUGAAAAAUGUCUCAUAUGCUAGCGCGAACAAAUCAAAUUUUGUAGUCGAGGUUUUUUUCUAAAGGACGCAUCGACAUAAAAAAAAAAGAAACGGGGCGGGAGGGGGCUAUAGGAAAAUCUAGAGCAAAAAGAAAAAAAGAAAGGAAGCAGGGAGAAAAGGUAUCGUAGGUAGGAAUUGCGCGUGCACGACAAACACAGAUUUUCCACGGUUGGUAAUUCACAAUUUUCCUUUCGCAAUUCGUUUUCCGCGAGUUUGUUUUAAACAUAUGCAACGCCGAACGUUUUAACGAAUUACACGAUAUAGUAACAAACGUAUACGGAAACGAAUGAAAACUUGCUUGUUUCCAACGCGUUAAACUUCCGACUGAAUUUUUGCAAAGCUCUUUCGGGGACGUGUCCCUUUCAACAACUCGGCGUGGUCGACGCGAGAGAGUGAAUUAUCGCUGUGAGAAGAAAUGCUUUACGUGCACGAGCAACGGAAUCUAUUAAAAAUAACGCCGUUACCACGUUCAAACAGCAGAAACAAAGAUAAAGAGGAGACAAACACAUUCCACGAUGUAGCUUUCGUUCUUAGACGCGCCCACCCUUUUAAUCCAGGACGUGCACGUGCUGACUGACACGUGUGGAUCGUAUCUCGCGUUUUGUAAUUUAGACAUAUUUUUAGUGGAGACAGUAUUAUUUGUACGUUUCGAAACGAUUCACUGGCCCGAAGCGGGGCGUGUUCUACCACGAUUUUUUUCACAGAUAGGUACGCGCCCUUAUAACGCGAUAGUUUUUUCUAUGUAUAAACGCGGUAUCGAUAUUGCACGUUCGAUCGACGAUCCAACGACUGUUCGAAACGAACAAUCUUUAUAAUACUCUUAAAAUACUCGGAUAUACCGUGACUCAGUAACAAUGGUUACGCACGUUUCGCAAGAGAAUUUUUACUUAACAAUUGUUAACUCCUCGAAAAUGUAUCGUUGCUUUUUAAUCUUCUUUUUACUGAAACUUUUUUACCACGAUUUUAUAACGAGACUUCAUGUUAAAGGUAUCUUUUACACAUGAGAUAGAUACGUUCUUUAAGAAUAAAAUGGACACAAAAAUUCCUAUAAAAAUAUGUAUAAUUUAAAACAUGUACUGGAAAAAUGAAACAAAAGUUAAAAAAUUAUCCGAAGGGUUAACGCGAUAAAUAAAUCACGCGAACGCUGCCACGUUUUCAGUUCAGCCGGAAGUGCAUCCACUUAUCGUGCGUCUUCGUAUCUUAAGAUCGCAACAAACACUGCAAGCAAUCUACGGCUAUCGUACUUUUUUACAGGAGAGUUUUUCAGCCAGAAUUUUAUAUCAUACAGUCACGUUGUCGAUUCACCGAUGAACAAAGCCCACCAUCAGACGAUGUCUGAUUUUAAAUGUAAAGAAAUGACUUUUGAUACGAAUCUCUACGAUCGAUACGAAUCAUCUGAUCAUUGGAUGUACUCGUAACGAUAAAAACGAUAAAAACGUUCGAUAAGCUCAACCAGAUUCAUUAGUGUCACAGUGCCCUCUGAAGGCGAAGGCAGACCUCGUUGAUUCCUUUUCAUUCGCGACAAAAACAACAUUUGCAAGUAUUUUUCGCUUUAACGAGAUUACAAAGGACGCUGUCCAUUUUUCCUUCCUCCAUCGUGACGUCCUGACGUCGGUUCUCGCGCGUCACCGAGCUCUCUCCAUUGACAAUCCUUUCUUUUCCUUUAAAUGUUCCUAACAGGUUCGAUCAUUUAACACUUCUACACCUUCGCCUCUGUGCGAAUAGAAUUCAGAAAAAGAGGGAAAUUUCUAACCGACGAUAAUCUUGACGGAAUAUUCAUCGAGCACCAGUUGUUCUUGUAGACGAAUCGCGUAAACUAUCGAUCGCGAAUUUCUUGAUUAUAAGAGUACAUACGAUUCAUCGAGUGUUAGUCCGCUCUCAAAGUGUCGUUUCUGGUUGAAGAAUACAAAAAACAACAUUGAAAGUUGAUGGAACGAUAUACAUAUAAUAUAAAGUAACUACAGAAGUCAUCAACCGCGACUGGAAUACUUUUCGACUAGUGAGUUUUGUGAUUUCAUUAUCAUUCCCGUCGACAAUAAGUGUUCUUUGUACUUUUGUACGGAUAAUCUUUGCUUAGCUUAAUCGUCAUCGAAAAAGAGAAAAAAGAAAAUGAAAGAAGACAAGCGCGAGAAGAAAGGAACGAACUUAUGAUUCUACGCUCGUAACCACAUACACGUGCACACAAUCAUACACAUAUAUUGUACGACACUCGCAGACAGGAAGAAACAAGUUCACGAACGUAGGUGUCCACGGCGUCGUAAACAUGAAUUAUUAAAUUAAGAAUAGUAAGGGAAAAAAUAGAAAAAAAACGUAAAAAAAAGAGAGAGGAGAGAAAGAAAAGAGAGGGUGAGAAGAAGCGAGAGUAUUGAACCCUGUGUGUGUCACUCGUUGACGAAACAUUUCCGAAUUCUGCACAUACACUCCUUCACUUUUUCCAUAUGCGAUCGUGUUUUCACUUACAAAGAGGGAUCGUCUCGUCCAACGAGUUCUCGUCGAUCUAAUUAACAUAUAAAAGGAAUUAACGCCAAUUUGAACAGUGAGCGUCAAGUAAUAAAUUUAACAGACAAAAAUUAAAAGAAGAGAAAAAGGAAAGAAUCUACCGAAGAAACUGGUCGGGCGAAGACGAUCGAAAAAAAUUACAUGUUGUAUAUAUUAAAUAUAUAUAUAUAAAAUAAAUAAAUAUAUAUAUAUAAAUAUAUUAUAAAUAUUAUGAUACGAGAUUGAAUAUAAUAGUAAUGAAUAUAUUAUAUAUUCUGUGUCGAGGGCACUUGGCUUGCAACUCGUAAAUAUUAACUGAAUACUUAUUUAUCCACUUGCACUCCAAUUGCCGAGCGACCUGUCGUUAUCCGUGAAUUUUUUGAGAGGAAGACUAUUAUCGGGCAAAGAAAUAAGGUUAUAUACAACUUAAGCGUGAGUUUUAACGCGAAAGAGAAGAUCAUCGUCCGAUCGUGAAUAGAGAAAAGCGAUCGGACGAGACACAGUGCGGGAAAGAAACUAGAGCGUUGGAUUAUUUAAAAAGUAAAUCGAUUAAACGUGGAUGUACGUUGCCAAUUAAGUACUAUUCUGUAUCGUAUUCGCGAUGUCGAAGCGUUGUUUGUGCCGUUAAAGAGGCUGAGCCGCAUCCGUAUGUCAAUGUGCCGUGAGCAACGCACGUUCCGACACCUUUUGUUCCGCUAAGUCUGAGGACAAACUUAAGGAGAGGAAGGGAAAACCUGAUAUAUCUGUUUAAAUUGAGUUAUCGUACGCAUUCUUUCCAUUGGUUAUUGUACAAAGAAGUCACUUUAUGCUGCCAAUUAAUUUAUAAAAGUCUCGUCUGGUAGAACAAAUGGGCGUCCUCGUGCGUUCCCAACGAAUCACAUGUAACUAUUGUGGUAUAUAUUAUGUGUACGAACGAUUAAACGUAUUAGUGUAUGUAAUAGAGCCUAACGCAAAGGGAAGAAACACGCGUCUAGUUAAUCUAAACUCAUAAUAGACACGCGAGGGGAUGAUUCGAUGAUACGUUCAAACGACUAACGAGACCAGGGCCGCCCGAAUUUUUUUAUACACACAUACAGCGUAGGUUAUAUACAAUUUUGAAGCAUUUUACCAUAUUCAUAUCUGAAGAAACUAUCUUUCCCUUGUGAUUCGUUGUAACGAAGGCAACCAUUUCUUACAAGAGAAAAGCAAAUGUUUGAAUUGCUCGAACACGAGGAUAUUUCUUAUAAUUUAUGAAGCAUAUCUUUGGCGAUCUCUUCUGAUUCUAAGAAUGUUUAAAAACGUGUGCAAAGUAUAAAUUCCUGCGAACGCGUGACAGUAACGUUAAAUAAAAAUGAAAUAUCUUGUUUGAACAAAAAUGGACGUCUUAUGAUUUUACAGCGAAUCAUAGCAGAACGAUAUGACGGGAGUAAGAAAGGAUCAGCACAAAGCGGAUUGCAAAGGGCGAGAAGCCGAGUCGAAAAUAAUCACUGCCAAAAUAUACACUGAAAACCUCUGGAAUCUUUUCCACGGUAAUUCGAGACACGAAGGAUUUCUCCGUUUCGCUCGAAUCCCCUCUCGGUCUUAUUGUUAGUCCUACGCGCGAGAAACGAAUUUGUCGAAGAACUUGCUACCGUACGUGCGGAGCAAAGAGAAUAAUGGCAGAGAAGAAAAGGAAAGAAAUAGACGGGCAUUCGUUGCCGUCUGUGGUACAAUCUGUGUUCGACCUGUUCGGCCCGCGUACAACGCGACUACGACAAUGAAAGCACGUCGAAACGAUAAUCGAUUAACGCGAAAACGAUGGAAAAAGGGAAAUAGGGAGUUUUAAGAUAUAGAGGAGGAAGUUUUAAAGGAUAUUACGCGCGGAUAUACGUUGAUGUACAAAAAAUUCCUUGCGGUACAUUUUAAACGAUAUUAAGCCACUUAUUUUGUAAUUCAUUUCUAUUGUUCAUUAUUUGUAAUGGUUAAUUAUUUAAAUGCAACGAUGAUCAUGCUGCGAUUACACUCGUAUACAUACGUGUAUUAAGAUACAUAUAAGUAUGCUGCUGUUAGGUUAUUGAUAUUGGAUCUUUUUUUUUUCUUUCUCUUUGUAGAAUCUAAAUAAGAUACGACCGAUAAACGAGACAAAAUGGCGAAAUUGAAGAUUUGUAAAACUUCUAAUAAAUUAACGACGAAGAUUUUAGUGUAAUAUUAACAUGAGAAAGCAUGAUCGUUGGCCAUACAAUGGAGUAUAUAUAUAUUAUAUAUAUAUACAUAUAUUUAUGUUAAGUCUAGCUAUUAGAUAUGAUUAUAAAGAUCACGAAAUAUUGACGAUCGCGAAUACCUGAGUAUGGUGUUCUCUGAAACAUUUUUAGAAUGUGAAUCAUCGAUAGGACGAGCACAAGCAUACAUUAUAAUAUAGAAUUGAAAAGAACCGAUUACGCUCGGAAAAUUCAGUUCUUUUGAUAUUCCAUAUAAUUUGACGCAAUGACGUUGAUUUUAUCAAAAUCUUUUCGUGACGAGGGCCCAAUAUGCAAACAGCAUCACAGCGGUGGAAACACUUUAAGAAUACUUCAGAGAUCACUAGUUUAAACGUUAAAGUUUAAAAACGAGAAGAGGAAAGGAGAAAGAGAAACAAUUUAAAAAAUCACUGUUUAACAAAACGAACAAAAAAAUACGAAAAAGAAGUAACAGAUAAAAGACAAUGAGAUUUUGAAUGUUAUACGGUCGAUAAAUAAAAUAACGAACACACAAAUCUACACCAACACAGCCGCAUCUCCACACUUACACUGCGACCAUAUGAGAAACGAAUACGAGAAAAGAAUAUGAACAUUUUGUAUCUGUACUUGUAGAUACAACGCAAUAGGCAGAAGUAAAUCUAAUUAAGAAUUCAAAUGAAAUUAAUAUAUAGAAGAGCUGUAUGUAAUUAAUUGUAAGUUCAUUCAUCGCUAUGAUAUUAUACUUAGGUAUUAUAUGAUUUUUGAAAUAAAACAUUUGUUUUAAAUACA